This is a messenger RNA of Eleginops maclovinus (Patagonian blennie), 3923 nucleotides long. It is a transcript of the gene mpi, whose product is annotated as mannose phosphate isomerase. Gene Ontology annotation, biological process: carbohydrate metabolic process; GDP-mannose biosynthetic process. Bases 89 to 1357 code for a protein of 422 amino acids. The record is from RefSeq and is a predicted model, not a curated record. Lineage: Eukaryota; Metazoa; Chordata; Actinopteri; Perciformes; Eleginopidae. The transcript has 8 exons. Gene Ontology annotation, cellular component: cytosol. Gene Ontology annotation, molecular function: zinc ion binding; mannose-6-phosphate isomerase activity.
GCAUUUUCGUUUUUCCGUGACGUAUCUGACAAAAAGUAUUGAGUGGAGCCGUGACGUCACCGACGCUCUGACAGGCAACGUUGCAGCCAUGGAGGAAGUGAGAGUGUUUCCCCUGACCUGUGCUGUGCAGAACUAUGCGUGGGGGAAGCUCGGGCUGGACAGCGAGGUGGCCAACCUCAUGAUGGGUGGUGACCCGGUCGCUGUUGUAGAGGAUCGAAAGCCCUAUGCAGAGCUGUGGAUGGGUGCCCACCCAAAAGGUGAUGCCCAGAUUAAAGACAACAGGAUCGCUCAAACCACGCUGGGCGAGUGGAUCGCACACUUCCCCGCCUGCCUGGGCUCCAAGGUCAAAGACACCUUCCAGGGUCAGCUGCCCUUCCUCUUCAAAGUCCUGUCUGUCAAUACUGCCCUGUCCAUACAGGCACAUCCCAACAGAGAGUUAGCAGCUCGUCUCCAUGCUCAGUUUCCGGAGCAUUAUCCAGACAACAACCACAAGCCCGAGAUGGCCAUCGCCCUCACCCGCUUUCAGGGCCUCUGCGGCUUCAGACCGGCGGAGGAGAUCCUUGGGUUCCUCAAAACCGUUCCAGAGUUUCAUGCUCUGGUGGGCAACGAGGCAGCAGAUGAGCUGAGGGGCAGCGUGGGAAAUGUGGUCCACAUGAGCCAGGUGCUGAAGAAGUGCUUCACCAGGAUGAUGAACUGUGAGAAGAAGGUGUUCGUGGAUCAGCUCAACAUGCUGGUCAAGAGAGUCACUGAAGAGGGUGCAGCAGGGAAGGACACAUCAAGCAGCAACGGGGACCUGCUGCUGCAUCUCCACUCUCAGUAUCCCGGAGACAUCGGCUGCUUCUCCAUCUACUUCCUCAACCACAUGCUGCUGGAGCCGGGCCAGGCCAUGUUCCUGGGAGCCAACGAGCCUCACGCUUACCUCUAUGGAGACUGUGUGGAGUGUAUGGCCUGCUCAGACAACACGGUGAGAGCCGGCCUGACUCCCAAAUACAUCGACGUCAACACGCUUUGUGAGAUGCUGAACUACAGUCCGGCCCCCGCCAGCUCCAAGAUCUUCCCCUGUGUCCAGGACGCCUCAGACCCCUGUGUUUCUCUGUACGACCCCCCCGUGCCAGACUUCACUGUCAUGAGGAUACAGGUCCCAGCCUCGGUGAAGCAGUACACUGUUGCCCCUGUCGACAGCGCCAGCAUCCUCCUGGUCAUCGAAGGCGACGCGAUGGCGACCUCCGCUGCUGCCCUCUCUGACAUCACGCUGAGGCGGGGCACCGUCCUGUUCAUCUCGGCCAAUGAGAGCGUCUCCCUGCACAUCACCUGCCCUUCCGGGAUGACCAUGUUCCGGGCCUGCUGCCUCCUGUAGCAGCGAGUCCGAGGCUGUGUGUGAAAGAUUCCUGUGUGUGUGUUCCUAAAGGUCUACGCUGACAUCAGGAUUUAGCCCAAUGAUCGCUGUGCACCUUACAGUAGGCAGUACGUUAAAGGAGCUUUCAGACACAGAUGCCCCCUCCCACCUAAACCCGACCUUCUCCAGCAGUGUUCUUUAGCUUUAAAAUCUACAGCUGAUUUGAACUGUCUUUUUUACCUGGAGCGGUGUAAUUUACAUCUGAUUAAAAAAAAGCAGAGGCUGUGCUCUCAUGAAUUCUCUAAAGGUGCUGGACAGAGGACAAGAUUAUGUUGCAUGAAAGGUUAUUUUUGAACUAGAAAACCACCUUUAUAAUAUCUAUUUGGUCGCUUUUCUGGAGCUUAAAGGGACUUCAAAUGCUCAGAAGAAUUUAAAAUGUGCAAUUCAAGGACCGCUAGGUUUCACUUUCUCAUGAUAAAGAUCAUAGAAUAUGAUCAAAUCAUCUAGAACAGCACAUAAAUAAACCUUUGGGCCAUUUAAAAAAACAAAUCUUCACACCUGAGCAAGCUCCAACCACAGUGAGAUGCAGUUUGACACGUCGAUAAAGCUAUUAAAUAAUCCUCAAUGCUCAAUUUAAAUCUGGUCCUUCUUCAGUGUUUAUGACAUUUUCCUUUUUAGUCAUAACACACUUACAGCUGCACGUUUUAAUCCUAUUAUUAUACUUUAAAACAGCACUGAAGCAGGGUGGAGGGUAGGUUCACAGUGGUGCAGUACACCACCAUCACUCACUGCUUUGUACACCUACAGAACCACUGAGGACUGAGCAUGUCUGUUAUAUGAACCAGCAGUCUUUAGUUUAACAUGUAAAUAUCUAGACCUGGAUGAAAUGUAUAGUUGAAACAGUUGAGGGUAUAUACAGUAGUGUAAUACUGAGAGACCUGUGCAUGUUUGACUUUGAGUAGUAAUACUGGAGAGGGGCUUUCAAUCUCGACCGGGGAUACAUUUUAUUAGCUUUACCAAAAUCUCUCUUUAUUACCUCCACUUUUUUAUUUUUAGAUCUGACCAACUGUGAUAUUUUUGUGGGAGAAAUCUAAAAUUAAAAGACUGACAUCUGAGAAGAAAAGUUGGAUUUUAUUUCCAUUUUUUUUUUUUUACAUGGGGCCCUAAUCUACUUCCAUACAGCUGUUCUGUUUCUCAGUCAGGAGGGGGAAUAACUUAAUUCAGUUAAAGUAAACAAGGACCAACCAGGACUUGGGAGAAGGAAACAAGAUUAUAUUUUGGCUAAACUAGAUAGACUGAAAUAUAUAUUUAAUCUGAUGAUUUAAAAAAGACCUAAAUGUCAAUAUUUUCAUUGAUAAAAAUCAUAGAAAGUUAAGACUCAAAAGGCCUUUUAGUCAACUAAAAUGUGCCUUUAAAAAUAAAGGAUGAGGUUGGCUAAAUGUGAUGGUAAAUUAUAAAGGACAUUUGACCAGUGCCGGCGCUAAGGGGGGGCAUUCGAGGGCCGUGCCCCCCCUAGCGGUCAUUGAUGCCCCUCCUACCAGCUGUGAAGCAUAUUCUCGAUCUGUCACAAUCAACUAUAAUUGACGCUGAGUUCGAAGUUGCUAAAGAGUUUUUUAAUGUCACAAAAGCAAGCAAGCCCCCCCCCCCGCCAAUGACCCAAUGCCCCUCCAGUAGAUCUGCUCUGGCGCCGACUCUGCAUUUGACACAGGACUAAGACAUGGUAGCUUAUAAAUGUAAGGAAGUGAAGUUGACCCUGGAAAGUGUUACUGAUUUUAACUGUUACAGCGCAUGUUUACGAUAUGGAAACACUUUUUAAAAUAUGAAACAAUCAUAAAGAUAAAAACUAACAGAGGGCCAUUAACCACCACCGUCCCAUUAUGAGCGACUGUAUUUUAAAGUUACCCAUGAAUGAAAAUGCACUACUGCUGCUCGAUGCUUACUUAUACAAUUUGACCGAAGCCCGUUAACACAGAUCUUGUACAUUGUGUACAACAAAAUGCUGCAUUCAGUUUUAUAGGAUUAUCGUAACAAACAUGUCUGUGUUUCUAAGUAUGUGAAGCUGGGUUUUUUUUACAGGUGUUGCAUGUGUUGUUGUUUGUACUGAUUCAUUAAUACUUGACCUUACAUAAUAGGUGAAAUUAACCCUUGAAUGAUAUAGUAUUGUAAGGUUUUAUCAUGUAGUGAUCCAACCUGUUGGUAGAAUAUUGGAAGUACAUUAUUUCAGUAUGGUGCAAAUUUCUGGAUAAUAUUCGACUUUGUAUCGGGGUCAAUCUGAAUUAACUCAAUCAAUGAAGGGAAUUUUUUUGUUGUAAUUUAUCUUGAAUUAAUUAUUGGAGUGAAUGCUUUCACUGCCUGCCUGCCUGCCAGUGAGUAGAUAUGUCUCCUAUAGUUUGAAUGAAUGACUACAGGGAAUGAUCCAAUGCUUUUUCCCUACUUCAUGACCAUGUGAGUGAUGUCGGUUGAUUUCUAAGCUUGUGCACUAAACCUUUUUAUUUGUUGCUAAAAUUGUUGAAAAAGGGAAGAAUAUUUCUGAUGUUUUUAAUUAAAAUCAUGGUCUUCUUGAUUAAGAAACCAUUCCUUGAAUUCA